AUGGAAUCGAGGACUCAGUCCACGCUCCCGCUUAUUCCAAACCCAAAAAUAUGUAAGCCAAGCACUAGCCAUGUGUACGAGAGCUUCCUGCAAGGCAAUACGGCAGAUUACCUAGACCAGAUCCACAAUGCGUGGAAGCAAGAUCCAUCUUCCGUGGACGCCUCGUGGAAACGAUACUUUGAGGCCAUCGAGAAUGGUCACCCGCCGGCGGAUAUCCGCUACAGUCCUAUAUACAAAGCCGAGACUGUGACGAAGCCAAAGUCAUCAUCACUACUACCCGGAUUAGGCGGUUAUAUUCGGACGGCAUCUGGGGCGUCUGUUCUUCAGCCGACCACAGAAAAUAAACAGGUAAAGGUAGAGCGUUUAGUGCGAGCAUACAGAGACUUUGGCCACCUAAAGGCAAAGACAAAUCCGCUUGACGUCCCAGAAAAGCAGGAAAUAGCUAUUCCUGAGCUCGACCCCAGCCUCUAUGGGCUCACAACCGCCGACAUGGACCAGAGCUUCUCUAUAAACGCAGAAGCGCUCCCUCACUUUGCAGCGACAAGCAACGGGUCCAUGACCCUCCGCGAUAUCAUCUGGACAUGCGAAAGCACCUACUGCGGUACAAUUGCAACCGAAUACACCCACCUCGCAACCCUGGAAGAACGCAACUGGAUCCGAGCCCGCAUCGAAUCACCAAAUACCCAGCGCUUUCCAGCAGAAGAAAAGAAACGCAUUCUCAACAGUCUUAUCCGCGCAACAAGUUUUGAGAAAUUUCUCGCGGCCAAAUUCCCCAAUGCAAAGCGUUUUAGCCUGGAAGGCGCCGAGAGCCAACUCCCUGCUGUCGAGGCAAUCAUUGACACCAGUGCCGAGCAUGGUGUCCGCAAUGUUGUCUUCCCUUGCUGCCAUCGCGGGAAGUUAAAUAUUCUCAGUAAUGUAGGCCAGAAGCCGAACGAGCUCAUCUUUAGUGAGUUUGCGGGAGCGCCGUCGCGGCAUGGGAUACCCGGUGAUGUUAAGUACCAUUUGGGGAUGAGCUGUGAAAGAUUGACGGCAUCAGGGAAGAAGGUAUACAUCACAAUUCUGCCCAACCCCUCGCAUCUUGAGUCGCAGAAUCCAGUUGGGCAAGGCAUGGCGAGGGCUAUUCAACAGGGUGAUGGCGAAGAUAAAAGGACGACGAUGGUGUUUAAUAGUCACACCGAUGCGUCAUUCUCAGGGCAGGGGGUUAUUUAUGAGACUCUAGGACUAUCUGGGCUUGAGACUUAUGGAACUGGAGGGACGGUUCAUUUGAUUGUUAACAACCAGGUUGGAUUUACUACAGAUCCUGGGUCUGCGCGGUCAUCGAGGUAUGCUUCGGAUAUUGGGAAGAUUGUUCAGGCCCCAGUGUUCCAUGUCAACGCAGAUGAUGUUGAGAGUGUUGUGUUUGUCUGCAAAUUGGCAGCACAAUAUCGCGCAAGAUUUGGCAAGGACUGUUUUGUUGACCUGGUGUGUUAUCGGAAGAAUGGGCACAACGAGAUGGAUCAGCCCUCCUUCACACAGCCGAUGAUGUACGAAAUAAUUGCGAGAAAGGCUUCUCAGUUGGAGUCUUAUUCCAGCAGGUUGAUUGAUGAAGGGGUCGUCACUGCAGAAGAGGUUGCACACAUAGAGGCAGACACAUGGAAGAAGAUGAGCGACAGCCUUGCAAACAGCAAAGACCCUCCACCGCUUGAGCGCGAGUACACAUACCCAUCAUGGGACAGUUUCAAGAAGCCGACCCAGGUUGCUCAAGAGGUGUUUGAGGCAAAGCCAACAGCAGUAUCUACAGACGUUGUCAAUACUAUAGCGAACAAGCUAGGAGUUCCGGAUGACCCGUUCGUCGUGCACAAAAGCCUAAACCGCAUUCUCCACAAACGACAGCAAAGCCUGAUUGACGGCCGUGAUAUUGACUGGGCCACCGCUGAGGCCCUGGCGAUGGGCAGUCUCUGUCUCGAGGGCUACCAUGUCCGUCUGUCCGGGCAGGACGUGGAGCGCGGCACCUUUUCACAGCGCCACGCAGUCUUGAACGAUCAGAAAUCGGGAGCAAGGUUUACUCCACUCAAUUCUCUCACUGAUAACCAGGCCGAGUUCACGGUAGGAAACUCCUCACUCAGCGAAUACGGUGUUAUGGGCUUCGACUACGGCUAUUCAUGCAUGGCCCCGAACGCGCUUGUAAUAUGGGAAGCCCAGUUCGGCGAUUUCGCCAAUAACGCGCAGUGUAUUAUUGAUCAGUUUCUAUCUUCCGCCGAGAAUAAGUGGCUCAUGAGAUCUGGUCUUGUUCUUUCCUUGCCGCAUGGUCUGGACGGGCAGGGUCCUGAACACUCAUCGGCUCGCAUGGAACGAUUCUUGCAGCUCUGCAAUGAAGACGGUCGCUUUUUUCCGUCACCGGAGAAGCUGGAGAGGAAGCACCAGGACGCUAAUAUGCAGGUUGUUUAUAUGACUUCUCCUGCGAAUCUGUUCCAUGUGCUCAGGCGACAGUUGCAUCGUGAUUUCAGGAAGCCUUUGAUUGUUUUCUUCUCGAAAUCUCUGCUUCGCCACCCACUGGUGAAAUCAAACGUGGAGGAAUUCGUCGGGGAGUCUAAAUUCCAUCCUGUCAUCCCGGAUCCACGCCUGGAAGACCCUACAUUCGACACUGGCAGCAUUAAAAGAGUAAUCUACUGCACUGGCCAAGUAUACUUUGCACUAGCAAGAUACCGUGAGAUGCAUGGUAUUACCGAUACCUCCAUUACACGCGUCGAACAACUCCAUCCAUUCCCGUGGCAGGAAGUCCACGAAGACCUGCAGCAGUAUCCCAACGCGUCCGAUAUCGUCUGGUGCCAGGAAGAGUCCCUUAAUGAUGGUCCAUGGGCGUUUUCUCGGACCAGGCUGGAGACUAUCUUCGACACAACUGAGCAGCAUAGAGGCCGUCGGUUACGAUUUGGAGGACGCUCGGCCACAUGUAGUGUGGCGACAGGUUUUGCAAGUGAACAUCAGGCCCAAGAAGACGCUUUGCUGAAGGAAGCCUUUUCUCAUGGCCUAGGUUGA
This is a messenger RNA of Aspergillus versicolor CBS 583.65, 3015 nucleotides long. Its product is annotated as 2-oxoglutarate dehydrogenase family protein. Gene Ontology annotation, cellular component: oxoglutarate dehydrogenase complex; mitochondrion. Gene Ontology annotation, biological process: tricarboxylic acid cycle. The transcript has 3 exons. Lineage: Eukaryota; Fungi; Ascomycota; Eurotiomycetes; Eurotiales; Aspergillaceae. Bases 1 to 3015 code for a protein of 1004 amino acids. Gene Ontology annotation, molecular function: oxoglutarate dehydrogenase (succinyl-transferring) activity; thiamine pyrophosphate binding. The record is from RefSeq and is a predicted model, not a curated record.